Lytechinus variegatus (green sea urchin) is the source of this 1300-nucleotide messenger RNA. RefSeq lists its product as uncharacterized. The coding region runs from base 1 to 333 and encodes 110 amino acids. The record is from RefSeq and is a predicted model, not a curated record. The transcript has 4 exons. Lineage: Eukaryota; Metazoa; Echinodermata; Echinoidea; Temnopleuroida; Toxopneustidae.
AUGGAACGGAUUCAGCAGGACUUCAGGAUUCUUUAUCCAGAGGUUGCAGAUAAGCUGUUCUUAGAGUGGCCCAAAAUAGCUCCCCUGGUACUGAAGUAUGCAGACCUCCAUAACCCGACAUGGCGGGAAUCUUUGACUGUUCCACAUCUCGCAUCUUCUGACUUGACAUGUCCUGCAGCAGAAGUGGAGACCAUGGCACUUCUUGCGCUUCCUCAAAUCUCGCCUCCAGGAAUGAAGAAGGUGGGGAAGCGUAGUAUGAAAUGCAGCAGGGCAGAAUCAUCCAAGCCUUCAUCAACAUCGGCCCAGUGGGGACAAACCUUCCAGAGUACCUAGAGAACUGCCAGCAAAAGCAACCUUUUGUGCUCGCCCUUGGGGACAUCCUCAAGCCAGAGCAAGUGUUCGUUAUUUACGGUGGUGCUGCCUUGGAAGCAAUGUCCCUCAUUCACGGAGUGGACCUUUGCUUUAAGGCCAUCUAUAUUCUGUGGGUAAAUUAUCCUUGGGAGGCAGCCAACACUUAUGACUUUCUGCAGAAAGUCAUUUACAAGAUGGAUGAUGGAAACCCCAACUGCAAGACCACAACGCCAUCUAGUACCAUUUCCCUUAGGCUUACAUCUCUAAUUUUUCAUCAUAGAGUCCUAGGCAUGGAGUGGUGCAAGAAAUUUGCAAUUGAUUGCAAGUCAUUUUCAGGUACCGGCCUAAUCAAUCAUUAAUCUUACAAUCAAUUUCAAAUUUGCAAUUGAUUGCUGGUCAACAAAUAUAAAUUAUUUGCUUUAGUUAAGAUUGUUGUAUCACUUGUAAAUUUUUCAACCAAAAUUUGGGAUUGAUUGUAAAUGUUUUCUUGCAACACCCCCUAAGAAGAACAAACUGCUGUUUGGGGAAUUGUUCCUGGAGUAUGCAGAUUGAAAUGCUAUCUUGUACAUGUUUACUGAAGUCAUAUCAAAACUCCAAGCAAAUUAUACUGUUUGUUUUGACAUAUUUUGCAAAUGUGGGCUACUACCUUUAAAGUCUUAUUCAAACAAGGCACGACAAAGCUCAGCAACUUUUGUGUACAAAGUCAAUGGGAUAUGAGGUGUCAAAUAUGUUUCAGAGACAAGUGACCUUUUUUGAAAAGUAGACCAAUUAAAUUUCUUUAAAUAGCGCAAAAUAAUUUUUCCAGAUGAUCUUUAUACAGGUUAUAGUUAUACUAUGUUACGUGUGAUGAUGCAAAAUGCUUUUUGUGCCACUUUCACCAUUUAACAUAGGAAUUGGUAAGAAGGUCAUACUGGCUGUUACUUGAAUAAAUUCAUGAAAAUGGUCUAAA